This is a messenger RNA of Nylanderia fulva, 1923 nucleotides long. RefSeq names its product origin recognition complex subunit 2 (gene Orc2). Gene Ontology annotation, cellular component: nucleus; nuclear origin of replication recognition complex. The record is from RefSeq and is a predicted model, not a curated record. Gene Ontology annotation, biological process: DNA replication. Gene Ontology annotation, molecular function: DNA replication origin binding. Lineage: Eukaryota; Metazoa; Arthropoda; Insecta; Hymenoptera; Formicidae.
UUUCAAGUCAUAUGAAUUUGUUGUAUCAAGUUUCCGAAAGUUUCAGCAACAGAGAGUGAUGGAGAAAUCCCGCUUUUUCGUGUUGUAUAUUUAUUUCUCCGAUAAUUAAACGUAACGUAAACAAUUUCAGUUGUGUUUGUGAAAAUUCCGUGCACCUGUCAAAUAUGACGUCUCCCAGAAAUCUAAGAAGGUCCACACGAAUAAAAGCUAUUGUGAAUUACAAUGAGAACAGCUUCGAAGAAAAACGCGAGAAAUCUCCACCGAUUAAUGCAUUGGAAACUGAAAUAGAAAAACAGCUUGAAGAUAUCAAAGAAGAUGUACAAAAGCCACUUGAACUGUUUUCAGACGAAGAUGUUAGUGGACGAAAAAUGUAUACAUUUCAAACACCAACAAAAAGGAAUAGCAUGAUGCUUAAAGCUAAUCAAUGUCGUACACCUGAGACUCCAAAAAGUCUCAAAACACUUCCAACUUUAAGAAUUGUUCUUAAUAAGAUUAUAACAAAUCCAAAUAAUAAUAAUCUGACUCCGAAAUCUAAUCUUAAGAAUCUUAAGAUAAAAAUAAUAUCUCGAAAACGAUGCUUGCCUAGUGUAAAUUCAAGUGGUGAUGAAAGUAUAUCAGAAGAGAGUGAAUAUAUACCUACAGAUAAAGAGAAUAGUUCCGAAUCAGAUGAGACAUCUGAUAGAAGCGAGGAUGAUGAAAAUUCUGAUGAGAGUGCAGAAAUCUACAAUUUUAGAAGGAAAGACAAACAAAAUGGGCUACAAAAAUCUUUACCAAAACGUGAAGUACCAAAUACACCUAGAACAAGAGGAGGACGUAAAUCUAUUGCUUACAAGGAUUAUCAUAUAAAGACUGAUGAAUACUUCGAAUCUCAAUCCGGAAAGAUAAUUACAUCGGAUCAUACAUUAGGCAGACUUCGAAAUCCUCGUCUUACUGAAGAAACAUUAGAUGAAUUAUUAAUAAAUCAAAGUCAUAUUUCUACAAUACACAAAAAACGUAUUGGUUCAUUAACAGAAAAUUAUAAAUUAUUCUUUUCUAUGUGGCAAUUCAUAAUGGAAGAAGGUUACAGUCUAUUAAUCCAUGGUCUGGGGUCAAAAAGGAAUUUAAUUAAUGAUUUUCACAAAGAGAUCAUAGCCGAUCAUCCAACAUUGGUUAUAAAUGGAUUUUUUCCCAGUUUAUCGAUAAAGGAUAUUCUCGAUAACAUAAUAGUGGAUUUACUGGGUUUAGAUUGUCCAACAAAUUUUAAUGACUGUCUAGAACUCAUUGAAAAGAUCUUAACAGAUAAUCCAGAUGAUCGACUCUAUUUAAUAAUUCAUAAUAUAGAUGGAAUAAUGCUACGGUCAAGUAAAGCUCAAAAUGUUCUUGCUGGUCUAGCAGCUAUUCCCAAUAUUCGAAUCAUAGCGUCUAUUGAUCAUAUCAAUGCACCACUGCUUUGGGAUCAUAUAAAACGAGCAAAAUUUAAUUUCUAUUGGUGGGAUGCAACAACGUUUUUGCCAUAUCAAGCUGAAACUGCGUAUGAAAGUUCCUUGUUGGUUCAACAGAGUGGUGGACUCGCUUUAUCUUCUCUUCAAAAUGUUUUCCUCUCCCUCACUUCGAACGCUCGAACGAUUUAUUUAAUUCUUGUCAAAUAUCAAUUGGACAAUAGCAGCAGUAAUUUCACAGGAAUGCCGUUCAAGGAUCUAUAUCGUGCAGCGCGCGAACAAUUUUUGGUCAGUUCCGAUUUAGCAUUAAGAGCACAGUUAACUGAAUUUAUAGAUCACAAAUUAGUACGAACUAAACGUACAUAUGAUGGUGCCGAACAUUUAACUAUACCUCUAGAUAAGGGUCUCCUUAAACAAUUCAUGGAGCAACAUGGAUCAUAAUUUUAUGAAUUUAUACAGUAUAUUGGCUUGUGAAAGAUUCAUAAAAUAUAUUUUAGGAAAUAUA